Dufourea novaeangliae is the source of this 2457-nucleotide messenger RNA. RefSeq lists its product as uncharacterized. The transcript has 13 exons. NCBI's taxonomy places the organism in Eukaryota, Metazoa, Arthropoda, Insecta, Hymenoptera, Halictidae. The record is from RefSeq and is a predicted model, not a curated record.
AUGGCAAUUAUCAAGAUUGCUUUGCUGAUCAUGCACUGCGGGUUGCAGUUAGUGUGGUCUCAAACAGUUAUACCAGAGCGGCUCAAAGAAUGUUACAGAGGCAACGCUACGUUAAAUCCUCAGCUUCCGUUGAAUUUACGUGUAGUGAUAGAUAUCAUACAGAAAUUAGAAAAACAUUCGUACACAACAAUGGAUAUGAGAGUGCUGUCAUCGUCAUUGCUCCACAGAUUCAAGCUCGAUGGGAUUGAAUAUCAGAAGAAUAUACAAAUCACAGACGGUAUACUUCCGUUCAGUGCGACUGGACUGCAACGUGUUAAACAAAAAUUGCUGGAGGAACUCAUUCCAGGCGAUGCCGAACUAUUACCAGUUCAUAUACUAUCAUCCUUGGAACGUUGUAUACUUCAUCAAACGAUCUCCAAUACAAUUCUGCGGUACGAUACCCAAAGCGGAAAUAAAUCUUGCAACGAAGCUACUGAAACGGAAAAACUAUCAGGCAAAUUUGUGCUUACUGACACGAGGAAUUGUCCAAGACAGCAAGGAAUAAUUUUAACACCGUACGGUACCGUCACUCCUGGAGCAAUUAUCGGAGCUGUUGCUGCAACCCUGCAACAUCAAAAUGUUCCAGUAAAUCAAUUAAUUGCUAGCUUAGAAACACCUUCUUUAGGUAUCAAUUCAACACAGAUGCUACAGCAAUAUCAUACCAGAUAACAAUGUUUCCCUUUUAUUGCAGAGAUGAAUUUCACUACAAUACAGAACCUAAAGUACAAUGAGGACGAAGUCGACUUCGUCCUACCGAAAAGUCAAAUGGUACAUGAACCGUCUAUGUGGUAUCAUAGUUUAAUGACUUCCUCUGUGAAACUAGAUAACGUAUGGUUGGCUACAAUUGCGGGUGAUUUGGCGGAAAUGGCUGUGUACCAGGGACCUUUUGUGGGUUCUAAUAUGACCCUAGGCGCGACAGGAUUUUGGAAUAAUACAAUGCGGCCGGCUAUUUAUUAUCUCACCAGUUCACAUACAAACUUUGAUGCGACUCGAGCUGAACUAUUAGGAGGCAUCGAUGGUUUGAUUAUUGCAAGUAAUUUACAAACGUGGAUUCAAGACUUCUACAGUCUUCGACUCAGUCAAAUUUUGGACAUGUAUUAUUCAUACGAUGGUAUUCCAUUCAACACAAACAUCAGAGCAUGCAGUCGAGCACAGAACUUCCUGCAUGCUGUAUCGAGUACCAUUCUAAAUGAACAGACCUAUGCAGCUGCUCAAAUUUUAGCCUACCAAAAGAGUGUAGCAUACAUGUCCCCUGAAGCACUGCAACGGAUGGUUGAUUAUGCCACCAAGAAAUUUUAUGAGUAUGCAGAGAAACACCUGUUCCCAGAAUUGUCCUGUGAACGAGUAAAUCAACCGCAGGUCGAGGCAUUAAUUGUAUUCGAUGGUGCAUGGUCUACAGAGUAUACAAGGGAUUUCUUGGCAGUUCUGAUACAAGACUUGGACGUAUCAAUGUACGGAUCGAAAAUCGGCAUAAUGCAUGGCACGUCAGGAGAGUGGCUGUUGAACGUUACAAACAGUCCAUCGCUUGCGUUCGAAGCGCUGAAUAAUUUUACAAACGCUAACUGGCCCACGCAGUUGAACUAUACUCGUGUUCUAGAGGUAAUUUCCGAUCACUUGAAUAAAACUUGGGAAAAUAAUCAAAGAAAGUGUACAAUUGGACAUUUUGGUCAAGUGGUCGUGCUAUUGAUUCCUCUGGGCUACAUGUCCAACAACGAUAAACAGUCUGUAAUAACCAUGUUACAACAAAUCAAAUACAACCAUCCAGAUGUUCAUUUCGUGUAUUAUACAUCCCGGUACAAUACCAAUUUGUUUAAGUCGUUUAUUUUGUCGCCUGAAGAUCAUUUAAUAAGGAAUUCCAACAUCGAUGCUAUUACUAGGCAUCUGUCGACGAUACCACGAACAAUAAGACCUGCAACGUGUCUGGAUUCGAACAAUUUAAGGAAUAUCACUCCUUGGUUCGAAGAUUAUAUAAGCCCUUCGAAUUCUAUUGCAUAUAAAUUGAACGCACACUGGAAACGAAAGAUCAAACAUGUACCAAUUUCAAUACACACUUUUGGUUACGGUACAAUGAGUGUGUGCUCGUGGAUAGAAUUCAAGCCCACUGAAAAAGAAAAUUUACACUGUAUAGAUUUAGCUGGUCACAAAGAUGUUACUUUAUUUGAUGAUUUUAAAUGUACUGAUAAUCCUCCUUGCCCUACCCUAUAUUUUCGUGUACAAAAUGUAACAUCAUCGUUCAAAUGUGCAGAAAUAGAAUGCCGAACACCGGAUCAAGUGAGAUUUAUCGUGAGGAUAAAAAAUGUCAAAAAUUCUGCCAAUAGUAAUGAAAUGUCGAGUCUUAUUAAGCUUCUUCCCUUUAUUUAUAUAUUAUAUGUCUACGUAAACUUCAGCAUGAUUCAGACUCUGUUCAACGUAUCAUAA